AUGCAAGUAACUGUAAAUAAAAGUUCAGACUGUCAAAAUAGUGGUAUGCAAUCACAGUUUUGCAGUCAGAAAGGGAUUCUGGAAAACAUCGUCAAAAGGAGAUUCAUCUUAGCUCCUGCCUAUGAAAUAUAUGGUAACACCACCGGUUUGUUUGAUUUUGGGCCUACAGGUUCUGCAUUGAAAUCUGAGAUUGAAACCGUUUGGAAAAAUAUUUUUGUCAAGGAGGAUGAUCUUUUAGAAGUCCACUGUACCAAUCUAACACCUUGUGCGCCACUCGUAGCCAGCGGACAUGUUGACCGUUUUGAGGAUUUCAUUUUGUACGACACAGUUACCAAGAACUAUUACCGCGCAGAUAAAAUACUUGAAGAGUUGCUCCACAAAAUUAAGCCAAUGACUGAGUCAGUUCAGGAAGAUAUACGAAAGCUUUCUGGAUUUAAAGUCGCUGAAUUUGACGAACUAAUCAAAAAAUACAAGCUCAAAUCACCGGACGGAAACGACUUUUCAAACGCCAUGCCUUUUAAUUUGAUGUUCAAAACGAAUUUGGGUCCUUUGUCAGUUGACUCAAAUAACACAGCUUACUUACGGCCUGAAACCGCACAGGGAAUAUUGUGUAACUUCAAAAGACUACUUGAAUGCAACCGAGGUCAAUUGCCUUUCGGAGUUGCUCAAAUUGGAACUGCUUUUCGUAACGAAAUUUCGCCAAGAAAUGGGUUGUUGCGAGUUCGAGAAUUUGUCUUGGCUGAGAUCGAAUAUUUUUACGACCCUGAAGCAAGCGAGUUGUUGUCUCCAAUUCAAAAAGAAUACAUAGAAUCCGCUCCUGCAAUUAAGCUGCUGAGCGCUGACAGGCAAAAAACAAGUGAUCAAUCUGUUUCUUCAUCUGUAUCUGAAGCCUUAAAGAGCGGCAUCAUUAAAAACUCUUUGAUCGCAUACUACAUGGCAAAAACACAAACUUUUUUACUAAAAAUUGGUAUAAUCAACGAAUGUAUUCGUUGGAGACAACACAUGUCAACUGAAAUGGCGCAUUAUGCAAACGACUGUUGGGACGCAGAAAUUUUGACUUCGAGCGGUUGGAUUGAAGCAGUCGGAAUAGCAAAUAGAGGAGAUUUCGAUUUGAAACAGCAUUCUAGCCACACUAAUAGAGAUUUGACCGCCUUGAGAGUGUUGAAAAAACCAAGAGAGCAAGAAGUGCUUAAAUGUAUUCCCGUAAAACGAGAAAUUGCAAAACAGUACAAGGCAUUGACUCCCGUUAUUAUUGAAACGUUGCUCGAUACCAAAACCAUUAAUGAAUUGAAAACGUUAUACGACAAAAACGAAAGACUUUCCUUAACGUUACCCAACCAAGAUGUUGUUGAACUAAAUAAAGACAUGCUAUCGUUUACAACAGAAGUCGUUAGACUCACAGACGAGCUAUUUUUUCCAAAAAUAGUAGAACCGUCCUUUGGAUUAGGAAGAAUAAUGCAUUGUCUGCUCGAACACACAUUGAAAAAACGCGAAGAUGACAGGUAUUACUUCGACUUUCCAAUACUCGUUGCUCCUUACAAAUGUAUAUUAAUGGCGCUUAUAAACAAAGAAGAACUUGUUUCAAUAACUAGCAAGUUGAAAAUGCGAUUAGCGAAAGCAGGAAUAUUUUCAAAAGUCGACAACAGCAAUGCAAGUAUUGGUCGAAGAUAUAGCAGAGCAGACGAGAUUGGUAUACCAUAUACAAUAACCGUAGAUUUCGAGACACUUGAAGACAACAGCGUCACUCUCAGGCAUACAAGCUUGCUUAAACAAAUUAGAAUACCGAUUUCAGAAGUUGUUGACUUCGUCAAACGAAUAUUCAGUGAAGUUGAACAGUGGCCAGGCAAAUAUGAAUUUAUUUAA
Molecule: messenger RNA, 1863 nt
Organism: Dermatophagoides pteronyssinus (European house dust mite)
Lineage: Eukaryota; Metazoa; Arthropoda; Arachnida; Sarcoptiformes; Pyroglyphidae
Product: glycine--tRNA ligase-like
Source: RefSeq, a predicted model, not a curated record